Ustilago hordei is the source of this 1743-nucleotide messenger RNA. RefSeq lists its product as uncharacterized. NCBI's taxonomy places the organism in Eukaryota, Fungi, Basidiomycota, Ustilaginomycetes, Ustilaginales, Ustilaginaceae. The record is from RefSeq and is a predicted model, not a curated record. The transcript has a single exon. The coding region runs from base 1 to 1743 and encodes 580 amino acids.
AUGCGAUCAAUAUUCAUCAUCAAAUCACUCCUACCCCUCCUGCUCUACCUACCAUCGACUCUAGCCCUGGGAACUCAGCUACCUUCACCCUCUGAUGACAACCCAGCUUUCCACAGCGCUUCCGAACUACCCCCCUCCUCUUCCUCCUCUUCCUCCUCUUCUUACCAACCCAUCUCUUCACCCCCUUCUCAACAGCCUUCCCUCGCCAAGGUAGUGUAUCCGGACGAAGAUCCCGCACACUCCCUUUUAGCUUUGUUUCGAUCUCGUAUUGAACAUGGUAAAAAUUCGGGUUGGGUGCCUAUCGAGGAUCCGUUGGAACAUCCUGCUCAUCAUUUCAAUGCCAAAGAAUGGGCAAAGAAAGGGAAAAAGGCUGGGGCAGAGUUUACCUUUACUGCUGGAACAAGGGGGGAGGUGCCGGUUGAGAAAGUGAAGGCUAAUUUGAUGGUUGCGGGUGAGAGAGGAGGGGAGAAAGGUAGAGGUUUUAAAUCUCAACAAGCAAGUGCUAUAGAUGGUAAGAGAAGGGUUGGGAGGUUCAACGAAGGUGGAUUGUGGCCUUUUGCUCGUUGGCAUUCUUUUCGUCAGAAAGCAUCUACCUUUGCUCCUUCAGAGGAUGUUACGAUGGGAAGACAUAACUCUCCGACGCGCAAAGCUCUCGAUUCGGCUCGGAGCAAACCAGAAUCCCUCUCCUCGACACCACCUUUAUCUCGUCCUAAAACUCCUGCUAACUCUCUCAGCCCCAAUCCCCCUUCCACCCCACCUUCUCUCAUCACGCAUGACAAGGUUCAAUCAUGGCUAAGUACCACGCCUCCCCCACCGCGCGAAAUCGCCCCCUAUCGCAUGUGGUCAGUCUCUCGCUCCCUGCCUUCGAUCAACCUCCACGGUUACAACAAGCUCACUGAUCGCGAUCCCGUCGCGUACUCACACUGGCUCAAAAUGCUCGAAUCCCAAAAGACUUUGGACUUCCUCGAAAGCUGGUCUAAAUCUCUCCAAUGGAGCCACGAUAAUCGGGUCUACCCUACCCGCGAGGCUCGCGUUAUAACGACUCUGGGCAUAGUUACGGGUUCUCAGGUUUCAACCGCUCCUCCAAGGUUCCUCGAGGAUCCAGAGAAUCCGAGGCCGAUGGUAGAAUCACUCGAACUAACGCUGAGAUCUAAGCGACUAUACGCCUUAGGACAGCUCGCAAAAUUAGUUCCGCCUGCAUUGGUAGGUCAUAGUCCCGGCGUGUAUGCUAAGCAUGAAGAGAAUGGAUGGAAUGAUGUGGGGGUGGGGGAAGGAAAGAUUCGCUUUCAUGAAAAAGUUCAUCCCAUACAAUAUUUAAAUCAGAUGUUAAGGGAUGGAAAUGGUGCGGUGAUAUUGGAAAAUGCUGUUCAUGGUGAACUUCAUCAAGACCUAGCUGAUAUUCCACAGAAAGCAAUCGCCCAUCUCGUCAGCCUACGAAACAAGAACAAGGGUGCGAGAGAAAGCAAUAUUGCACGCACCACAUCAGGUAGCAGUGGUGGUGGUCGAGCUGAAGGCUCGGGUGAAGCAACAAGCGAACUCAAGGGCAGACAAAAGGGAGGUGCCAAGGCGAAAGAGACCUUGGAGGAUCUUCUGGGGACCGAGUAUGCUCUGCAUAAUAAAUUUCACUUUCCAUAUUUCAAGGAUAAACCAGCUUUCAAAAUCCGUAACCCACUGGACACGCCGUUGGAGGAAUUUGCUGCAUUUAAACCUUUUGCUGAUGCUGUCCGGUUGCGGACGCCUUAG